Molecule: messenger RNA, 835 nt
Organism: Spea bombifrons (plains spadefoot toad)
Lineage: Eukaryota; Metazoa; Chordata; Amphibia; Anura; Pelobatidae
Gene: FIS1
Product: fission, mitochondrial 1
Exons: 5
Coding region: 84-539 (151 amino acids)
Biological process (GO): mitochondrial fragmentation involved in apoptotic process; mitochondrial fission; autophagy of mitochondrion
Cellular component (GO): mitochondrial outer membrane; peroxisomal membrane
Molecular function (GO): protein binding
Source: RefSeq, a predicted model, not a curated record
CUUCACGCUACGUAGUGACGCGUGACGUUUCCGCCGCUCCUGACUGCGCAUUGGCCGGAGCGUUGCUGGUUCGUGCGGCCGGGAUGGAGACCGUCCUCAGCGACCUGGUGGCGGUGGAGGAUUUAGUGCGGUUCGAGAAGAAGUACCUGGCCGAGCUGUCCGCGGGGGCGCUCAGUAAGAGCACGCAGUUCGAGUACGCCUGGUGCCUGAUCCGAAGCAAGUACUCCGACGACAUCCGCAAGGGAGCCGUGCUGCUGGAAGAACUUUUACCAAAGGGAAGCAAAGAGGAGCAAAGGGAUUAUCUAUUUUACCUGUCUGUGGCGCAUUACAGGUUAAAGGAGUAUGAGAAAGCCUUGAGAUACAUCAGGACUCUCCUCAGCGCUGAACCAAAUAACUCGCAGGCCAAGGAGGUGGAGAAAGUGAUUGAGAAGACCAUGCAGAAAGACGGUCUCGUCGGCAUGGCUAUUGUCGGUGGGAUGGCUCUCGGAGUCGCAGGGUUGGCCGGCCUCAUCGGGUUGGCCAUUUCCAAGUCCAAAUGAAGAAUUUCGCCCCCGGGUCGCUUCACGUUGCACAGCUUAACCCAAUAAUCCGACGAUGUUUUCCUUAUUAUAAAAAAAAAUAAAAGUUUUAGAAUUUUUUUUCGUAAAUAUGUUAUAAAACACUAUGUUUUGCUAAAAAUAAUUUAUUAAAUAAAUAUUGUAGAAUACUAGGAAUUGUCCGAAGUGUUAUGCGUUGAACCAACUUUUUGAAUUUUCGCAGUUUGUGUUGAACGGCCGCAUGAGGCUUUUUUAAUUAAUACUUUAAACUUUAACAAUAUUAUACUUUAUAAGAUUUA